AUGUAUAGAAGCAAAAAAGACGUAGAUAAACUUGUAGAGAAUUUACUAUCGAAGUUGUCUGAAAAGGAGUUUCAAGCACGAGGUUAUUCUGUUGCUCAUAAAUAUUACGAAGUGGGGGACUAUGCGAGUUGCCAAAAAUAUGUUGAAGAAUACCUCAAGCAUAAAGAUAACAAUGCGGCGGCUUUUAAACUUUACGGACAAGCUUUACAUAAAAUGGGCCAGAAAGAAAAGGCUCUUGAACAGUUUAAAAUGUCUUUAGACUUUGAUCCUUCUCAAACCACAAUAAUUUUGGACAUUUGUGAACUAUUGGCUGAUGAUGAAGUAAUAGUGGAUCCAAACAGAGCAAAAUAUUGGUGUGAAAAAGCUGAAGCUAUAUUCCCUAGACACCCAGUUACUUUCAAAUUGCGAGAAAGACUAAUUACUGCAUCCAAUUCCGAUCCUGAAGCUCUUGUAGCACUAUUAAUGUCAGAAUUGUCUGUAAGACCAAAAGAUGUGUUAAUUCAUGCCCGCCUGCUGGACCAUUACAUAAACACUAAUAACAUCAAAGGCGCUUUUGACCAUGCCUGUAAUGUGGAAUUUCAUGACAAUAGCUUCAUAAAUAAUUAUACUUGGUACAAUAGCCUCAAUAAACUUCUUAAAAAUAAUGCACAUAAUACUAUGGAUUGGCUUUACCAGUUACUUCUCCUUACAGUAAGGGAGCGUAUUUGCUUAUUAAGCAUAACAGAAACACCUAGUGGUUUAUCUCAAAGUCUAAUUGAAUCUAAUGAACUUCUUCAUGCAUAUGAUCAAGCUAUUGAUAGUGUUGCUAAAACAGGUGCUGCAUCUGGGUAUGCAGAGUUUCAUAAGGCAUUAUUACAACAUCAUAGAGGUCAAUUUGCUUUUCACGCUGCAACACUUCUGUUAAAAAAGGCUAAAAAAGAUCAGUUGAGCUGGCGAGAUGCUACAACAUUUGCCUCACCCUUGAUGUUAUCUGCAUGGCAAGUAGUUCCUCUAGAUCCAAAGGUCAAUUGGAUGAAGUCUGCCCCAGUAAAGCAAGUCUUUGCUGUCAAGCGCUGGUAUACUGAAGGCUCAUAUAGAUGUUCUCAGGCUGGUCAUUAUUUACUUUCAUUCAUUCAAGAUAAAAAUCAAUCUUUCCUUGAUCAAGUUUCGCAAUGUUACUCUGGUACUCACUGGAGGGACAAAUUUUACAAAAAGAUGUUCCCAAAUAAGGCUCAUCUGGAUAAAAUGAAAUCAUCUUAUAUUGCCUCAGAUGCAUUUUACUCUCCAAUACUUAGAAUUCCUAGAAAAGCUGAAGUCGAAGCCUAUGACCUUGAUGCUCAAAAAGAAUAUGGCAACUCACUUCAUCAUUUUGUUUGGAUGUUGUUACAUUACAAAAACUUUUCAAGCUUUAAAUGUGUACUUUUUGAUAUGCUUGAUUAUACAGCUGCAACUUGUGCACCAGAAACAUUAAAUAAAUUGGAUAUCUAUGCAUUUCUCUAUUGCACCACUCUCUCUGCACAACAGCAGAAGUCUAAAGAAGCCUCUUAUGUCAUCAGUGAUAAACCACGCGUGCUACCCGCAAAUAUCACAGAUUUAUUAUGUUCUCUCUCUCAAAUGAAGUGGUGGGACUGUGCAUAUAAAUUUAGCCAAAAUGAACUUGGUACUGAAUUGACAGAUAUUCGUGCAACAUUGAGUCGUGGUAUUGAGGUUAUAAGGUGUAUUGACAAUCAUGGCCUUGAUCCUGAACUCUUAUGCAUAUUGGGACGCAUAUUUGGUGAGCAAGCAGAACUGACUACUAGUGUUGAUGCCAGAAGUCAACUGGAAGCAAGGGCUGGUUUAUAUUAUCAGUCUGCUAUACCUUUGCUAGAAAAACUGAAAAGCAAAAUAGUGGAAAAAAUCUUUGGCAAAAGAAUGUUUUGUUAUAUCCAUAAAGAGCUUGGCACCAAAGAAUUAAAUAAUUUGAUUGAAGAAUGCAAGCUAUACCUAGCUGUAACUCAUUUUAAUAACUGUGAGUAUGAAAGGGUCAUUGAAAUGAUUUCUAAUUUAAAAUCUCCACAAGCAUAUUAUUAUAUUGCACAAACAUACAAGAAAAUGGCUUUAGAAGAAAGUAAUUUAUCCAGAGAUAUUGAUAAUAAAUCUAAAUUAUCUAUUUUACUGACUAAAGCAAAAGCUUUUGCUUUCAAAACCUUGAACAAACUUAAGGAAAAUGAUGCUAACAAAAAAGGUAAUUUGUAUACCAACAGUCAAGAACUAAUUGAGGAGAUUGAAACCCUUUCAAAUAAAAUAGAACCAGAUUUGUUUGUUGAUACAAAUGAUGGUGAUGGUAAAUAUUCAUCCGAAGAAAACUUAUCAGCGAUUAGUGAAUAUUUGCCGAAUAGGACAACUCAAAUCUUCCGCAACGUUAGCUCAACACCUAAAGCCACUAAAGCUAAUACGACUAAUUAUCGAACAGCUAUGGACACACAAAUAUUAGAUAAUACUAGAAUGGAUCAGGCUCAAUUGGCUACAAUAGAAAAUGAAAUAAAAAAAAUACAGAAAAGGGAUUCAAAUAUAAGUGACUUUAUGGACCAAACAAAGAGCUGGUUCGAGGAGAAUCGUAAAUUGAGCAAUGAAAUAAUAAGCACUAUUCAAACUAACAUGCAAAAUACUACCGAUCAGUUCAAAUUACUUAAGAUUUCGGUUGAUCAAGUGAAAGGCGAAAUAGAUGAAUGUAGAAAUGAAUAUAAAGAUGUUGGUGAGUUAAAGAAAGAUAUAGUAGAACUCAGAAAGGAAGUAAAUAAGUUGAAAAAUAUUGCAGCAGAACAGCAGGCUAUUGAUGAUAGUGAAUUAUAUAACUUAGAUGAUGAAUAUAGAACUAAUGACAAUACUUCUUCAUCAUUUGCUGGCCGACUACCUUUUUCUUCAGCCCAAGUAUUACCGCCGUUUAAUCAGCGACUUGUGCCACCGUUCGGAGUGCCACCUAAUACUUAUCAGCUGUACAAUCAGAGUUUAAUGAAUCUUUAUAAUCAAUAUUCCCAAUUUGCUCAGCCCCCAGCAGUGCCUAGUGCACAGUCAAUAUUUGACCCAACAAGGUCUCAAGUGAAUUUUUCUGGUGUCUUUCCGACACCUGAACAAAUAUACCUAGAUGGAGCUCAUCUUGUCCCACCUAAUGUGCCUACAGUACCCCCAAUACCUGCAGUGCCACCAGUACUGGCACCUUCGUUACCUACUGUGCCAGCAAUGCCAAGUGGUGUGCCAACACCAGCUAAGGCCAAAGAGACUUCUCGACAUCUGCCGGUAAAUGUUGUGAUAACUUCUUCAGAUCCCUUGCCAACUUGCACUACAACGCCAGCACCAGCUCUCAGUGUAACCAUUCCUCCUAAGCAUAUAAAAGGAACUCCUCACAAUUACCAAAUACCAAUGCCAUCAACAAAUGAUGUAAGUGUGAACUCACCUCCAGUUUUUACAAUCCCACAAAAUAAAACACCUACAUCUUCUGGUGGCACCUUUUCGAACUGGAAUCAAUCUUCAAUAUUUAAAACAACUUCUGUAAAUGCCAAUUCUGCAGUGCCUCCACUUCUACAUCAAACGCUGUCUGCACGGAAAAUGUCCACAGAUACGUUAGACAUGUCAAAGACAGUCGUUGAUGGUAUUAUUAAUGUGUCUUCUCCAAAUACUAGUCUUAAUAAAUCCAGGACUAUAUCAGAAAAAAGUAAUACUUCUGUAGAAAAUUAUGAUCCUUGCCCAGAUUUUAAACCUAUUGUACCUUUACCGGCAGAAGUUAAAGUAACCACAGGUGAAGAAGAUGAAAUUACAAUAUUCAGUUCUAGAGCCAAAUUAUUCCGCUUUAUUGAUAAGCAAUGGAAAGAGAGAGGGAUUGGUGAAAUUAAGCUGCUCAAACAUAAAAGUAAUGGAAAAGUAAGGGUACUUAUGAGACGAGAACAAGUACAUAAAAUCUGUGCUAAUCAUAUUAUUACCUCGGAUAUGGAAAUUAAACCAAUGAAAAACGAGACUAAAGCAUAUUUCUGGGUUGCUAAUGAUUUUGCUGAUGAAAAAGUGGUUUUGGAAAAGUUUUGUAUCCGCUUCAAAACUGCCAAUCUGGCGCUAGAUUUUUAUAAAGCUUUUGAAAAUGCUAGGCAGUCAUCUAUGGCUAGCAAAACUGAUAACUUAACUGCAUCAAUAUCUGAUCAACUUAAAAUAGAAAAUCCUAUGUUUAACUUUGAGCGAAGUUUUGCUGAAACACAGGGAAAAUCUGUCAUUGGUGGAUUUACAUUCAGUAGCACUCCGACAUUAAAACCUAUAUCAGAUAUUACAGAAGCUGAAGUAAAGAAACCCCAAGAGGUUGUAACUAACAAAGUAAAUGUGUUUAGUGGUUUAUCUUUUAAAACCAACACAAGUUCUGCGACUAGUAACGUAUUUAAUGUCAACCCUACUUUGAGUGUAAGCACUAGCAAGGUAACAGAGAAUGUAGCAUUUAACACGUCAACCCCAAGUAAUCUAAAUAAUUCUGAUACUGUUGAAGAAUUUGAACCAGAUGUCGAUUUUAAACCUGUGAUACCACUGCCGGCUUUGGUUGAUCAAAAGACUGGUGAAGAGGAUGAAACUAUUCUGUUUGAACAUCGAGCGAAAUUAUUAAGGUUUGAUUCUACUACAAAGGAAUGGAAAGAGCGAGGACUGGGUAAUAUAAAAUUACUUGUCCAUAAGGACAAUAUACAAAAAGUGAGAUUAUUAAUGAGGCGAGAACAAAUAAUGAAGGUAUGUUGUAAUCAUGCAAUUACUAAAGAUAUGACAUUCCAGAAAAUGCCUAAUAUGGAUAAAGCUGUAACAUGGUGUGCUAAGGAUUUCUCUGAAGGUGAAUUAGUAGCAGAGACGUUUUGCCUACGAUUUAAAACAGUUCUACUAUGCGAUCAAUUUAUCGAUGCUAUAAAAGCUGCACAAACAAAAAUGACAGAUAAAUUGAAAUUGGUAAGAGAAGAACAAAUUGCUGGCAAACAAACAAAGCAAACUGGAUUUGGUGAUAUGUUUAAACCUAAAUCUGGGUCAUGGCAUUGUGAUACAUGUUACACAAAUAACUUAGAAAGUUUUGAAAGGUGUGCAUGCUGUGAAACACCCAAGCCUGAACCUGCCCCUGGAUUAAAAAAUACAGAUAGAGCAGUCACUUGUAUGCCAUCUAAAAUGACUGUUACUGUUGGUUGGGGAGACAAGUUCAAACCUAAACCAGGUAGUUGGGAAUGUAAGGCUUGUUUAGUGCGUAAUGAAGGGAGUUUUGAAUCUUGCAGUGCCUGUAAUAGUCCCAAAGAUCCUACCAAGGUAAAAUCUACCGAAGUAAAAAAACAGGAUAGUGCUAUAAAAUUCAAUUUUGGCAUACCACCUACAACUGGUACCUCUACUGUAGCUGUGAAAAAUGAAAGUGUUAUUGUUAGUACUGGACAAGAUCUGUUCAAACCCAAUCCUGUUAGCAACAAUAAUUCAAUAUUUAGUUCUGCUGCUGCUGCUGGAAGAGUACAAUUCCAAUUUGGUAUGCCUUCUACAACAAGUGAACAAGAGUCAAAGAAAGAAGCAUCCAUAUUUGAUGGUACUGGUGCACCCAAAUUUAAUUUUGGAGUACCUUCAACCAAAUUUGGUGCUACUGAUUCUCAUUCACCUCUUCUAGAAAAACCUAACAACAUAUUUUUUGUACAAAAAGUUGAUCUUGAUAGUGUACUUGACUAUACUGUGAAGAAAAUGAAUGAUCAAAUUGUAAAGCCUGCAUUACUGCCCACCCCAAAGACCGAUAGUUCGACAUCAUUUGUCAUCAAUGAGGAUAAUAAGUUUAAUUACGUAUUCAAACCUAAAACGGAUAUAAGCCCAAUGAAAUCUCCUCUAAAAGAUGGAGAGAAUGACGAUGAAAAUUAUGGAAACGAAUAUGCGGAUGAAGAUGAAUGUCAGCACACCUUUACUCCUGUCAUACCGCUACCAGACAAGGUUGAAGUUAUCACUGGUGAAGAAAAUGAGACUGUGCUAUAUGGGCAUGUAGCCAAAUUGUACAGAUUUACUUCAAGUGAAUGGAAAGAAAGAGGAAAAGGCAUAGUAACAAUAUUAAAGCACAAAGAUACAGGGAAAUUAAGGGUUGUAAUGCGACGAGAACAAAUAUUAAAGAUAUGCUUAAAUCACUCCUUGUCUGCUGCUGUUACCUAUAAUCAAAAAGAUGAAAAAUCUUGGAUGUUUACAGUCAAUGACUUUAGUGAUGGUGAGCUAACAUUAGAACAUUUCUGUCUGAGAUUUAAAAAUAAAGAAAUAGCUUUAGAGUUUAAAGAGGCUGUUGAUAAAGCACUUCAAGACUUAACUGUUGAAGCCCCAAAAAUAGAAGAAAAUCCUAUUAAACUGGCAAGAGAUGAGACUGAUGAUGUCAUCUUUGUGAAUGAAAUACAAUCAACAAAAGAAGAAAAAGAAAAAGCUUCCGAAUUGAUGUUACCAGAAAACUUCUUUAAUUAUAAGAACAAAGAACCAUGUCAAGGAUGUCGUGGUUGCCAUGAAGAUGAAUAUUCAAAGAAAGCCACUUUUGAAACACCAAGUUCAACAGCUGAGUCAUCUGCAGUAUCUGAGGUUAGACCUAUAAAACUAAAAGCUCCAUUUAUAUCAACAACUAAUGCGAGCACUCCAGUGAAAGGGAAUACCCCACUGUUUCAAAGCCCCACUAAUUCGAUAUAUGGCACUCCAACAACUGCAGACAAAACUGUUGACACAUCCAUAUUCCGUACUCCAUUAGGAUCCAUUGGUUCCAACUCUAAAACUCCUACCGUGCCAUCUACCACACAAAACAUUUUCGGAAACAAUAUGACCAACAAAGAGAAUACAUUCCUGCAAAAACCUAGUAUUUUAUCUGGGGUCAAAGAAGAAAAUACAGAUAAGGAUUCUUCGCAAAGUGUUUUAUCAGUUUUUGGAAAUAGCAAUGCAUCAGUUAGCGCAAAGAGCUCUGUAAUAGCACCACCGAAAUUCAAUCUUUCUAAGGAAAACCAGAAUGAGACUGGCCUUAAUCAUUUUAGUUUUGGAUCAUCUCAAUCAAAGCCAGCUUUUAGUGAAAAAACAAGUUUGGCUUCAGGAAAUAUUGGCGUUUCUAGUAACAAAUCCAUAUUUGAUAAUAAUGUACAUGGUCAAAAUACUGAAGUAAAGUCUAUAUUUGGAGACGAUAGUAAAUCUGAAAAUCUAUUUAUGAAUGUAAAUCAAGGAAGUAUUUUUGGACCUGGUGUUUUAGCUAACAAUGAAACAAAGUUUGGUGGUAAUAUCUUUGGAUCUGCCGGAGCAGGUGGUAUUUCAGUGUUUGGUUCUCAAUCAUCAAAAGAGAAACCGUUUGAAACUGCAAAAUCUUUAUUUAGUUCUGCAAUAGCUGAAUCAAAAUUCAGCACAGAUUCAAAGUUUGAAGGAGACACAGGAAACUCUAACAUAAGUUCUGAUAUCAAGUCCAAAGAGGAAAAUCCUGAAAAGGCAGAUAAUAUAUUCAGUGUUUAUGCUGCUGCUUUAUCAUCUAACACUGGAGCAAGUUUUGAUCAGACUAAAAAAAAUCCAAAUUUCAAAUGGCAAGGUGCUGGAGAACAGUUAUUUGUUGCUAAGAAGACAACUACACGAGAUGUCGAUAAGUCAAACAAUGAAACUGGCGGUGGGGAUGAGGAUGUGGCUGGUGCUGAUGAGGAUUAUGAUCCCCAAUACGAACCCAUAGUACCCCUCCCUGAUAAGAUAGUAGUCACAACUGGAGAGGAGGAUGAGCAAAAACUGUUUGGAGAACGGUGUAAAUUGUACCGCUAUGAUGAGAAGUGUCGGGAGUGGAAAGAACGUGGCAUUGGCGAAAUGAAAAUACUGUACCAUCCUGAGAAAAAAACAUAUCGCCUCCUCCUGCGCCGCGAACAGGUUCACAAAGCAGUUUUGAAUAUGCUGCUACACAUGGACUUAGAAUUACUACAGAUGAAGAACUCUGACCGUGCGUGGACAUGGGCCGGACACAAUUUUGCGGAAAACCCUGCUGGUGAGCAAGAGACAUUGGCUGUGAGAUUCAAGUCUGUUGAGUUAGCGCUUUCCUUCCAAAAAGAAGUUAUUGAAUGUGUUAGGAAAUUGCAAGCAGACGCGGCAAAUGCAUUAAGAGAACAAAAGGAGACUAAUAAAGUUACACCGCUUAGACUACCUAAACAUUUACAAGAGAGUGCGCGUGCAGAUAAUGUAAUGACUAAUGAAGUAAAAGAACAGAUAUCGUUGACGAUUGCUCCUACAACUGAAACAACAACUAGUGCCAAGACGGAAUCUUCGGCUGACACAGAAGUGUAUAACGAAGAUCACUUUACGGAGGUGGAAUGUGAAGUUCAAGAAGAUCAAGACUAUGAAGAUGAGGAGGAUUACAAUGCUUACUAUCAAGAGGAGGAUGAAGAAUGUGUAUAUCAUUCGUGUGACGGUGAAGCAGUUAUUCGACAACAAGAUGAAGAAAGGACAUGUUCACUCGCACACAUUCAAGUAGUGUUCGAUCAGGAUAUCUGCUCACCCAAGAUAUUGAUCACAGAUUCUGCUACGGGGGAGAUACUCGUUGAUAUGGUUAUCUACACCGAUACAUUAUUUGAGGUAUGCUUCUGA
Molecule: messenger RNA, 8553 nt
Organism: Arctia plantaginis
Lineage: Eukaryota; Metazoa; Arthropoda; Insecta; Lepidoptera; Erebidae
Source: the annotation of a GenBank genome assembly